ACAUAGUAAGUCAUGGUCAGACCCAUGGACAACCUAUUUCCACAAGAAAAUAUGGUCAGAAUAACCUGCAGUAUGCUAUUUUGAUAGUGUGAAAAGACGUAGAAGGAAACCAAUGGAAAGAAUUGAGAUGGCUUGCCAGUUGGAUGGAGAAAGGGAGAAAGCCUGAAGAAGUGAGACAGCAGAAAAGGGCAAGACAAACAGGAAGCAGAGGAGGGGGGAGUGAAGGACUGACUGUGCAAGUCAAAGAAUUUUCUUAGAAGGAUUUUAAGCAAGAGAGCCGCUUCUCCUGGUUUCCAUCUGCUGCCUUUUAUGGUAAAACAGUAGAGGGGGAUUUGGUGUAGUAGUAAAGCCCGGGCCGGACGAGGGCUCAGUUAGACAAACUCACAACGGGAUAGCAGGGGGCUGAGGAACAGGGAGAGAGCGUGUGCGGGACACUGGGGACCCCUGAGGCGGUGGCACGGAGUGAGGCGGCGCUCAGCAUCACAGGGCUCAUGGGAACAAUACGCAGAGAGGCUUAAUAGGUCCAGGACUCAGACAGCCGCGACUGAAAGGCAGAAGAGAAGAUGACAGAGCGUUAUGACUGCCACUACUGCAAGGAGUCUCUGUUUGGGAAGAAGUAUGUUCUUCGUGAGGAAAACCCUUACUGUGUGAAGUGCUAUGAGAGCCUGUACUCCAACACCUGCGAGGAGUGCAAGAAACCCAUCGGCUGCAACAGCAGGGAUCUGUCCUACAAGGACCGUCACUGGCACGAGGACUGUUUCCACUGCUUCCAGUGCAAGCGCUCACUGGUGGACAAGCCUUUCUCUACCAAAGAUGAGCAGCUGCUGUGCACCGAGUGCUAUUCUAAUGAGUACUCCUCCAAAUGCCAUGAGUGCAAGAAGACCAUCAUGCCUGGCUCCAGGAAGAUGGAGCAUAAAGGAAACAGC
Molecule: messenger RNA, 926 nt
Organism: Sinocyclocheilus grahami
Lineage: Eukaryota; Metazoa; Chordata; Actinopteri; Cypriniformes; Cyprinidae
Product: four and a half LIM domains protein 2-like
Exons: 4
Cellular component (GO): nucleus; Z disc
Molecular function (GO): transcription coregulator activity
Source: RefSeq, a predicted model, not a curated record